Leucoraja erinaceus (little skate) is the source of this 15342-nucleotide messenger RNA. RefSeq names its product ATPase copper transporting alpha (gene atp7a). Gene Ontology annotation, biological process: monoatomic cation transport. Gene Ontology annotation, molecular function: ATP binding; copper ion binding; ATPase-coupled monoatomic cation transmembrane transporter activity. Bases 4051 to 8547 code for a protein of 1498 amino acids. The record is from RefSeq and is a predicted model, not a curated record. The transcript has 22 exons. Lineage: Eukaryota; Metazoa; Chordata; Chondrichthyes; Rajiformes; Rajidae. Gene Ontology annotation, cellular component: membrane.
ACCUCUGACCAUGACCAAUGUCUUUGGAAUGUGCUCGGGUGAUAAAAGAUCAGUGUAAAAUACCAUGUAAUUCUGUGUUCAGGGAAGUGGAGAGAAGAUAGCCAAGUGUCCGUGUUACUCACUUGGCUGGGGUUUUGCUUGCCAUUUCCAUCGGCCGAUAAUUAGUAAAGCUUGAAUUGGUCUACCAAACCGUAUUGUGAGCUGUCUGUUUAUUAAGAAGUGAACCUGUUUGUUUAGUUAUAAGUAACCUUUUUCAGAUGGUCUGAAUCUUAAUGACAAAGUAAUUUGGUGAGCUCCUUGUAUCUAUUGGAGACGAGGGUGGGGGUGGUACAUGAGAGGAAGAGAGAUGGUACUGGGGAAAAGAAGCCCGGUAUUAACUCUCCAUUGAAGUAUAAUCCAAGUUGAUAAAAUAUUCCUUAUUAUUGAAGUUUUUUUCAUAGUUGUGACGCUGGGUCAUGACUGCAAUGAAUUUCUCCGAAGUCUUGACAAAUGCUUUUUGUACCAUUUUGGAAGGGAAACAUUUUUGAGAGUCAUUUUAUUUACACAAGUUCUGAUUAUGCAGUGGUCCUUCAAUGCUUCCUAUCCCUGACUGGAUGACAUGCUGAUGCUUUGGAAUUUGUUUUUCACUGGUUCAGGCAAGUGUGCAACCAAGUUUACAUUGACAACUUUGUAUUUCUUUAACGCAAUUGCACACUUGGCUUUUGAGAAGGUGCUAUUUUGUGGAUAUCCUAUGUUGAAAACAUUUAAUAAUAUAUGCAGCAACAUUGGAAACCAUAUGUGAUUAAAAUUGGAAUGAGAUAUUAUGAGUUACUGAGCCCUAUAAUUAAGCGGAGUAUGAGCUGAUUCAGAAUGGACAAGUGGCACAGCGGGUAAGCAGUUGCACCACAGCGCCAGAGAUUCAGGUUUGAUCCUGACUUCAGGUGCUGUCUGCGUGGAGUUUGCACGUUCUCCCUGUGACUGUUUCCUCCCACGUCCCAAUGACGUGCGGGUUUGUAGGUUAAUGUGCCUCAGUAAAUUGCCCCUUGUGUGUAGGGAGUGGAUGAGAAAUUGGAGUCAUGUUCAUGUAGAUGGGUGUUCAGUGGUCAGCAUGGACUCUAAAGUGCCUGUUUCCAUGUGCCUUUAAAAAAAAAACUAAAGGAUUUGGAUGCAUUCCCAGGAAUGAAUUUAGUGCUGAAUCUAGUUUAAUGUUUUUUUAAAUUAUGCAGACCGCAAAUGUCCCUUGUUUUUACCACAGUGGGAUGUUGACGUUAUAUUGUGAUUGAAUCAGUGAAGUGUUGUUGAUGCAAAAUAUUAUCAGUGUUAAUAUUUUUGAAAUGGAUUUUAAGUUUAUGCUAAUUAUAAAAUAAUUCAAUCAUUAUUUCAGUUUCUCACUUCAGUUUUAGUGCAGAAGAUUAACUUCCCUUUGGGUACGGUUGAAGGAGAGAAAUUGUAAUGGAACAGAAACUGAAAUAAUUAAAGGCAAUAAUUUAUAAUUGUCACAAAAGAUGUAUUAUUCUGAACAAGGGUCCCAACCCAAAACAUCAUGUGGUACAGUGGCGCAGCGGUAGAGUUGCUGCCUUACAGUGCCAGAGACCAGGGUUCGAUCCUGACUACGGGUGCUGUCUAUACGGAUUUUUGCACGUUCUCUCCGUGACUGCGUGGGUUUUCCCCGUGACUUGGUUUCCUCCCGCACUCCAAAGACGUACUAUUUUGUAGUUUAAUUAGCUUUGGUAAAAUUGUACAUUGUCCCUAGUGUGUGUACGGGGUGAUCGCUGGUCGGCGCGGACUUUUUGGGCCGAAGGGCCCGUUUCUAUUGCUGCAUCUCUAAAGUCUACAGUUACCAAUCCAUGUUCCCCAGAGGUGCUGCUUGAUCCACUGACUUACUCCAGCACGUUGUGUCUUUGUUUCUAAAUCUGCAUCUGCCUUUCCUUGUUUAACCAUGUGUCAUUACUGUCCAUUUUCAGUCAUGGAAUAAUCUACUAUUUAUGGGAUUGAUGCCCUUUAAGAUCUCCUUAAAAACUACCCUUUACGCCAUUUUUUAAAUAAACAAUAGGUGUUGGAAUAGGUCAUUUGCCCCUUCGAGCCAGCACCGCCAUUCAAUGUGAUCGUGGCUGAUCAUCCACAAUCAGUACCCCGUUCCUGCCUUCUCCCCAUAUCCAUUGACUCCACUAUCUUUAAGAGCCCUAUCUAGCUCUCUCUUGAAAGCAUCCAGAGAAUUCUGGGGCAGAGAAUUCCACACUCAGAACUCUCUGUGUGAAAAGGUAUUUCCUCAUCUCCGUUCUAAUGGCUUACCCAUUAUUCUUAAACUGUGGCUCCUGGUUCUGGACUCCCCCAACAUUGGGAACAUGUUUCCUGUCUCUAGCGUGUCCAAACCCUUAACAAUCUUAUAUGUUUCAAUAAGAUAUCCUCUCAUCCUUCUGAACUCCAGAGUGUACAAGCCCAGCCGCUCCAUUCUAUCAACAUAUGACUGACCCGCCAUCCUGGGAAUUAACCUUGUGAACCUACGCUGUACUCCCUCAAUAGCAAGAAUGUCCUACUAUUUUUAAUCUAGAUCUUUUUCUUUUGUCUGAUUAUCCAACAGACUUGGGGCAUUUCAAACUGUUAAUGUUAUGUGUGUAGAUCAAUCACUAUUAGCCGAGAGGGCUACAAAGUCACCUGUGCAGCCCCCUGUGGAAAAGACUCUGGCGAUACCAGUGCUGACUGGACCAACACCUGCAGUGCUGUCACCUGCAAAGAGCACGGCAGAGGGCCCGUACCGUAUACACGUGCGGGACAUGUUUGUAAGCCCAACCCCAAGUACAAAGACUGUGUUUAGACACUUAUCAUGGACUUUAAUUGAUGAAGGUCUCCUUCGUUUCCUUAUAUUCAUCUUGCUCAUUUCGUAUCCUCCACUGUUUAGCUGUUGCUUUAGCUAACGUUUACAUCCUUAUUAUUGUGCUGUCUGUAAGCUUUAGUUUUAUAUAUACUUUUAUUUAGUUUGCGGACUUAUGUUUAGUGAGAGCUUGUACGGGAGUACAGAGAAGGCUCACCAGACUGAUUCCUGGGAUGUCAGGACUUUCAUAUGAAGGAAGACUGGAUAGACUCGGCUUGUACUCGCUAGAAUUUAGAAGAUUGAGGCGGGAUCUUAUAGAAACUUACAAAAUUCUUAAGGGGUUGGACAGGCUCGAUGCAGGAAGAUUGUUCCCGAUGUUGGGGAAGUCCAGAACACGGGGUCACAGUUUAAGGAUAAGGGGGAAGUCUUUUAGGACCGAGAUGAGAAAAACAUUUUUCACACAAAGAGUGGUGAAUUUGUGGAAUUCUCUGCCACAGAAGGUAGUUGAGCCACAGUUCAUUGGCUAUAUUUAAGAGGGAGUUAGAUGUGGCCCUUGUGGCUAAAGGGAUCAGGGGGUAUGGAGAGAAGGCAGGGAUGGGAUACUGAGUUGGAUGAUCAGCCAUGAUCAUAUUGAAUGGUGGUGCAGGCUCGAAGGGCCGAAUGGCCUGCUCCUGCACCAAUUUUCUAUGUUUCUAUGUUUAAAAAGGAGGAUGUAGAUCAAUCAGCCGAUUUGAUCCAUGUCUGGUUUUUACUGUCAUACACCCAAUCCGUAAUCCAGUUCGGGUUUCUACCACGUCAUCUAGUGUGCCGGUUCGGCUAUUCUUCAGAUUCAUCUAGGAGCUUGAACCUACAACAGCUGUGUGUAUUCACUCCAUGUGUUCUGCCAAUAAAGAACGUGUAUACGAAGCUGUACGACUCAGUGUUUAUACACCUUCGUACAAUGUGUAAGUCAAAGUUGUGGUUGCCCAAGAUGUUUUGAUUUUUCUUAUCCGUCAUUACAAUCUCCAAGCUAACAUUAGGAAAUUUGCUCAGUAUUGUUUUUGAGGUUACGGCUUGCAAAUGUGGAAGUAAACCUGCAUGGCUAAUAUAAAUCCCCUUUGCAGCUGUGCAGUGCUUUAAAUGUGGUGCUCCAGAGAUGCAGAGUUACUCCAGCAUUUAAAUCAGCGUCUGCAGUUCUUUCCUAUAUAUCCAACCCAUUUUAAUCUCUUGUUUAUUGUUUCCAGUGAUGUGACCAAAGAAGAGAGAGCGGAAAAGGCAAGAUGCAUCGCGUCACGAUAUCUGUGGUGGGAAUGACUUGUAACUCGUGCGUGCAGACCAUAGAGCAGCAGAUUGGAAAGUUACAAGGAGUCAGCAAGAUAAAGGUAUCACUUGAAAACCAUAAUGCUGCUGUUGUGUACAACCCAGAGAUUCAAAGCCCGGAGACCCUGCAGGAAGCAAUCGAUGAUAUGGGAUUCGAAGCUGCUCUGACCGACGCAGGCCCAGUGCCUGCCCCACCAGAAUCUGCCCACCACACAUAUCCCAUUCUCGCUCCCAAGCCUUGCCCGCAGAUCGGAAACCAAGCACCCACCGUGCAACAUGCGGAGAGGAAAAAGCCACCAGACCCGGUCAAUGGUGCAUUGCCUUCCACCUCCACUGCACCAAGUCUCAGUGAUAAUAUUGUGGGCGUGGCUGGCGACGGUUUUCUCGUUGAUAGGAAGUUGCCGGCGGCUGAGGACAUCAAGUUGGAUCAAGGCGGUGGUGGUGGCGGCGAGAUGGUGGUGAAGAUGCGGGUUGAAGGGAUGACCUGUCACUCCUGCAGCAGUACCAUUGAAGGCAAGGUCGGCAAACUGCAGGGGGUUCAGCGUAUCAAAGUUUCCCUGAAUAGCCAGGAGGCGACAAUUGUGUACGAAGCCCACCUCAUCACACCAGAGGAACUCAGGAGUCAGAUCGAAAGUGCCGGCUUCUUUGCUACAAUCAAGGCCAAGGCCAAACCCAUGAAGCUGGCUGUUGACAUUGAACGUCUAAUUAAUGCGACUCAGGCAUCAAAAGCUGCUCCGCAGGAAGUGACUAACAAUCGAACAAAUCUAAUCCUCCGAAUAGAUGGCAUGCACUGCAAUUCCUGUGUCACUAACAUUGAAAGUAACUUAUCGGAACUUCCCGCUGUUCAUAAAGUCAAAGUCUCUUUGGAAAAUAAGAACGUGACCAUCCAAUACAACCCAACCAUGAUAACUCCAAAUGCCCUACGGCAAGCUGUCGAGGCUUUGCCUCCGGGAAAUUUCAAAGCUUUGAUCCCUGACGAUGGUCUGCCUGCCCCUGGUGUUAUACAGCAUCCUUUAAUAUCUUCACUCCUCGAGCCACCCCUCGAAUCGAGAAAGAACCCGCUCAGCAGCGUGGCGAUGAUCAAUAUUAAGGGGAUGACGUGCAAUUCCUGCGUGAAGACUAUAGAGGAGAACCUUUCCAAUAGAAGUGGAGUGAUGUCGGUUCAUGUUUCUCUGGCACAGCAGAAUGGGAUGGUGGAAUAUGACCCUCUGUGCACCAAUGCUGAGGAGCUGAGGGACAUGAUAGAUGAUAUGGGUUUUGACGCCAUUCUUCCAGCAAGCUUGGAACCUUCAGUGAUUUUGGACGGUUUGCCCAAAGUGUCCGUAAAAGACAAAAAAAUAAGAAAUGGGACAUGUGAAACCAAAGUUAAAGGAGAGAUGCCGUCACGGGAAUCGAGCAUCACUUCCCAAAAUGCAGAGACUCCGACUCCAGAAAAAUGUUUCAUUCAGGUUACUGGCAUGACCUGUGCAUCCUGCGUAGCGAACAUCGAGAGGAACUUGAAACAGGAAGAUGGUAUAUAUUCUGUGCUGGUCGCACUCAUGGCUGGGAAAGCGGAAGUGAGGUACAACCCAUCUAUCUUAAAACCCGUAGACAUCGCCGAGUUAAUAAAGGAGUUGGGGUUUGGUGCUACUGUGCUGGAGGACAGCGAUGGAUCAAGUGGUCAUUUGGAACUGAUUGUGCGAGGAAUGACGUGUGCCUCUUGUGUUCAUAAUAUUGAAUCUACACUGAUGAAAACCAAAGGUAUAUUAUAUACCUCAGUAGCCCUGGCCACAAAUAAAGCACAUGUUAAGUUUGAUCCUGAGUGCAUUGGACCUCGCGACAUCAUUAAAUGCGUAAAGGAUCUGGGCUACGAGGCUUCCUUAGUCAAAAAAGAUCGCACUGCGAGCCAUUUGGAUCAUCGCGAAGAAAUUGGACGGUGGAGGAGAUCCUUCCUGAUCAGUCUGUUUUUUUGUGCUCCUGUGAUGAUCAUGAUGGUAUACAUGAUCAUUGCAGACCAUGCCUUCUACAAGACCCACCAGAACGGCUCGACCACUGACGAGCUGGAGGAACAUCACGCCUCGAUGUUUCUGGAGCGGCAGCUUCUUCCAGGGCUCUCCAUCAUGAAUUUGCUGUCCUUCAUUCUCUGUGUUCCAGUCCAGUUUGUCGGCGGUUGGUACUUCUAUAUCCAAGCGUACAAGGCAUUGAAACACAGAACUGCCAACAUGGAUGUCCUGAUAGUUCUCGCUACAACUGUUGCUUUCUUGUACUCUUGUGUUGUUCUGGCCAUCGCCAUGAUGGAAAAAGCCAAAGUGAAUCCAAUAACCUUCUUCGAUACACCUCCAAUGCUGUUCGUCUUCAUUGGUUUGGGGCGAUGGCUUGAGCACAUAGCUAAGAGCAAGACGUCAGAAGCACUUGCAAAGCUGAUGUCAUUGCAGGCAACUGAGGCAACUAUAGUGAAGAUAGACAGUAACCAUUCCAUUUUAAGUGAAGAGCAUGUUGAUGUGGAGUUGGUGCAGCGCGGAGACAUCGUCAAGGUGGUCCCUGGAGGUAAAUUCCCCGUCGAUGGCAAAGUGAUUGAGGGGCAUUCGAUGGCUGAUGAAGCUCUGAUCACCGGUGAAGCGAUGCCUGUCACUAAAAAGCUGGGCAGCAGUGUUAUUGCAGGCUCUAUCAAUCAGCAUGGGUCUUUGCUGAUUGAAGCUACUCAUGUUGGCUCAGAAACCACCCUCUCCCAAAUCGUGAAGCUGGUUGAAGAAGCACAGACCUCCAAGGCUCCCAUUCAACAGUUUGCGGAUAAGUUGAGCGGAUACUUUGUUCCAUUCAUCGUUGGUGUUUCUGUUACUGCUUUGAUUGCCUGGAUCAUCAUUGGAUUUCUCAACUUCGAGCUUGUGGAAAAAUACUUCCCGGGUUACAACACGAGCUUGUCCCGGCCGGAAGUGAUCGUGCGCUUUGCAUUCCAAGCCUCCAUCACUGUGCUGUGCAUCGCCUGCCCCUGUGCGUUGGGACUGGCAACUCCCACGGCCGUGAUGGUGGGGACCGGAGUCGGGGCACAGAAUGGGAUCCUGAUCAAGGGAGGGGAGCCACUGGAGAUGGCACACAAGAUUAACACGGUGGUUUUUGAUAAAACCGGAACAAUCACUCAUGGAACUCCUAGGGUCAUGAACUUGAAGAUGUACGCGGAGAGUGGCCACAUAUCCGAAAUGAAGCUAUUGGCCAUCAUUGGCACAGCAGAAACAAACAGUGAGCAUCCUCUGGGUGUAGCAGUAACCAAGUACUGUAAACAGGAGUUGGGUUCAGAUGUGCUUGGCUCGUGUUCGGAUUUCCAAGCUGUCCCUGGAUGCGGCAUCACGUGCAGGGUCUCCAACAUCGAAACGGCGUUGAAGGGCAAGAACGCCGAAGUGGAGCAGAACAAUGCGCGGAACAUGAUGCUCAUACAGAUCGACGAGAGAAGCUCUGGCGACGCUUUGCACCCUGUAAUCCAAGAGCCCACAUCAGAGAGCUCGGGGAAAUCUCCGAGCUUUUCAGUACUUAUUGGAAACCGCGAGUGGAUGAAGAGGAAUGGGCUCGACAUCAGUAAAGACGUGGACAGUUGCAUGACCGAACACGAGAGCCAGGGCCACACGGCCAUACUGGUCACUGUGGACGGUGUACUGUGUGCAAUGAUAGCAAUUGCUGACAUUGUGAAGCCAGAAGCAGAAUUGGCUGUCCACACUCUGAGAAUGAUGGGACUGGAAGUGGUGCUUAUGACAGGAGACAACAGUAAAACAGCCAGGGCCAUUGCUGCACAGGUUGGGAUCACCAAGGUAUUUGCGGAAGUCCUUCCCUCGCACAAGGUCGCUAAAGUGUCCCAGCUACAGAAGGAAGGGAAUACUGUAGCGAUGGUGGGUGACGGUGUGAACGACUCUCCAGCGCUGGCAAUGGCUGACGUUGGAAUUGCCAUCGGCACGGGCACAGAUGUAGCUAUUGAAGCCGCAGAUGUGGUCUUGAUUCGGAAUGACCUUCUUGAUGUAGUGGCAAGUAUUCAUUUGUCCAAAAAGACAGUGCAGCGAAUACGGAUAAACUUUGUGUUUGCUUUAAUUUAUAAUAUUGUUGGAAUUCCCAUUGCUGCUGGGGUCUUCCUUCCAGUGGGUUUGGUUUUACAACCAUGGAUGGGAUCUGCUGCAAUGGCUGCAUCAUCUGUUUCUGUGGUGUUUUCAUCUCUUUUAUUAAAGCUUUACAAGAAGCCCGAUCCUGUCAAAUUGGAAGCCAGAGCCCAGGGCCACAUGAAGCAGAGGUCACUCUCGGAAGUCAGUGUGCACAUCGGCAUGGGCGAGGUGAGGCAGGAAUCGCCAAAGUUAAGCCUAUUUGACCGAAUAGUGUACUACAGCCGAGCAUCCAUUAACUCUCUCAGGUCAGAAAGGCGGUCGAUCACCAACAUCCCACUGCAUGACCCAGACAAACACUCCCUCCUGCUGGGAAGAGACGAAGAUGAUGCAGUUUAACCUGGAUGAACACAAGAGAAUUGCAACUGUGUCGCCUUGGCCUCUGCUCCAGGCUGAUCAACACUUUACGCUCAGUUGGUACAUUUGAUGCACAGAUUUUUGAUUGACAUUUUUCGGUCUUUUUUGGAGGCUUUCGCUUUCAAUACUUUAUUGUUUUCCAGGUUCUCAACCAUCUCCCCCCCGCCCCCGGUACCCUGGGGAGGGGAAAAGGUGGCGUGUACCACAAGCAUCUACCUGUUGUGAUUUGCCAGCAGAGAUUAUGACGGGCUUGUUGAAUGUUAAUUGAACCAUCUUAUUUUUUCACGACGAGAAAACCUGUAACAACAUUAUCCCAUUGAAGGCAGCGGGCUUUACAUGGUCCGAGCUGCCUAUAGUUGUGCGUGUGACUUAUUUAGCCUCUCCAGUGAUUUGAAAUGGUGCCCGUGCCACCCGGCAAGGACCAAAUCCUCAUUCGAGCCGGCUCCUGACUCUCACACACCCACCUCCUUGUGUUUUUGUUCUAAAUAAAACCUCAUACAAUGUGUAGGACAAACCAAAGUGACCUCAGAAAUCCACGAUUGUAUAUUAAUCCCUAAAUUUGAUAAACGGGUUUGUAGUGUUGUUAACCUCGCCUAACUCACUACACUGGUUUUGCAAUCGGUUAAAUUAUUUCACGUCAUUCAGCAGGUAAUCAUAAAAGGCAUGUUAAUAUCGAGGUACCUCAUGGCAGGCAUUUAAUGCUGGACCCAUUUUCCAAACUGUUAUUCAAAAGAGCCUUUACUCAACCGUUUUAAUAAUAUCAAUUUGCACUUUUUUAAAAAUUCUGAAUUAUCUAAUGUUGUUCUACACACCAAUCAAUUGUUUAAAAAAGAAUAUGUACAAUUGACACUACAUGCAGUAUCCAAUCUGUAAAUCCACUUCCCAGCUCUCCCUCAGCCCACAGUCUCCGCCUCUUCCUUUCUUCUUCCCGUCCCCCCCACUCUCGCAUCAAUCUGAAGAAGGGUCUCGACCCGAAACGUCGUGUAUUUCCUUCGCUCCAUAGACGCUGCCUCACCCGCUGAGUUUCUCCAGCAUUUUAGUCUACCUUCGAUUUUCCAGCAUCUGCAGUUCCUUCUCAAACAUCCAAUCUGUUGAAAUACUUUUCCUUUGCUCUCCUCCCUCUAUGUUAAAAAUUAUUUCUCCGUGAUAUCUUGAAUUAUUGUUGGUUUUUGCAAGACAAACCAAUAGUGCAAGCGUUGACCUGAUUCAGCAAUGCUCUCCGCAACGUCUAUCAAUGAACGGUAGCCCUCAAUAGCUGCCUAUUCCAGACAGCUCACUGCAUUUUUCAGCAAAUGACAGCUAAAUUCUGGGGGGAAAAAAUCAAAUUUGGAAGGCGAGAAGCGAGAUGGUUUGUAUUUUUUUCAAUUUAAGUUUUGUAAAUAUAUGUAUAUAUAGUUACAUAUCAUGUAAUACAGGAGCAUUUUUUGCUGUGACACAAUGAGGGACUUUAUUUUAUGCAGAGCAAUGAGAAAAUUCUUUCUUCCCAAAGACGUCUUUCGCUUACAUGUCAUAAAUGCUGCUGUUAAAACACUUGUUCCAUGUUCCGACAUCAGGUCUCUCCAGUAUCGAGAUAGUGAUAUUUAAGGUGAAAUGAGCAUGGAUUGAUAAUAAUGAAACUUGUAGAAAGUCCCAGUUUAAUCUCUAUAGUUUGUAUGCAAGCUGGAUCGUGCAGUUAAACAAGACCCUUCAUCUCCCUCCGGCGCCUUGUUCUCAAUCUUAGAUUUGCAAGUCUUCAACCACUGCAACUUGCAGACUAGAUUUUAUGACAAUGGUUAUUAGCGACUCAGCCAUUUCCCCCACAGCUUCUACGUUGAAUUACCUAGUUUUGUCAUAGUGUGAAUAUCGUCAGACAUAUUAUCAUAUCGAUCUAAUAUUUCCCCUCAGUUUGCUCAUUUCAUGAUUCUAAAGAUAAGUAGACGGUUCACUUUGAGAGUCACUCCCUGGUUUCUCUGCCUGUGUCCAUAUAUCAUUCUGUUGGUCAUGUUUUGUUCUUAUUUUAAAUGCUGAUGUGUAGCCACUCAUCCGGUCUAAUUGGUCUUAAGUUGUCCCAAUUCCUUUUAUUUUUCUUUCCCACUUGCUUCUCCCCUCAACCUUUGUACUGGGAAACCAGAGGUGGCACUUCUAUACAUGGUUACAGGACGGGCAGCUCUUGAGAACAGCUUGUUUAAGAAAGAACUGCAGAUGCUGGAAAAAUUGAAGGUAGACAAAAAAUGCUGGAGAAACUCAGCGGGUGAGGCAGCAUCUAUGGAGAGAAGGAAUAGGAGACGUUUCGGAUUAAGACCCUUCUCUCCAUAGAUGCUGCCUCACCCGCUGAGUUUCUCCUGCAUUUUAUUGUCUACCUUUGAGUACAGCUUGCUUAUUUUAUGAUGCGGGAAAUGUUCUUUGAAGGGAGGUUCAUAAAUAUUGUCAUCAGUUAAUAGACAAUAGGUGCAGGAGUAGGCCAUUCGGCCCUUCGAGCCAGCACCGCCAUUCAAUGCAUUACGUUGUCUCUGUACUGUACACUGACAAUGACGAUUAAAAUUGAAUCUGAAUCUGAAUCAAUGUGAUCAAGGCUGAUCAUCCCCAAUCAGCACCCCGUUCCUGCCUUCUCCCUAAAAAGUGUUUCCUCGUCUCUGUUCUAAUAUAUGCUGUUUUUUAUCUAACACUUUUUAAAAUCAAAAGUUUUUAACGAGCCCCUGAUUCUCGCACCUGACUGUCACAAGGAUGGCACAGUGACGCAGCGGUAAAGUUGCGUCCUUACAGCGCCAGAGACCCAGGUUCUAUCCUGUACGUUCUCCCCGUGACCUGUGUGGGUUUUCUCUGGGUGCUCCGGUUUCCACCCACACUCCAAAGACGUGCAGGUUUGUAGGUUAAUUGGAUUUGGUAAAAUUGCAAAUUGUCCCCGGUGUGUAGGGUAGUGCUAGUAUGCGGGGAUCGCUGGUCGGCGGGGACUAGGUGGGCCGAUGGGCCUGUUUCCACGCUGUAUCUCUAAACUAAACUAAAUGCACACUGGCACACCUUCCGUGCAAAGUGGUCAUGUUGCUGUAACCAGAUUACUCUAUUAUCAGAGUGCAAUAGACUUGAGUGCAGCAAUCAGCCAUGUUGAGGUUUGAGAUGUGUACCUGUGAGCAUGUAUAAAGGAAGCUCAAAAUUCCUAAAUUCCAUCAAAUUAAUAAAUUCCAGCAAUUCCAUGCACCAGUGGCACCUCAGACUAACAAUUAUGUCUUGGUGGUGUAUUCAAUCUUUGAGGAAUAGAAAGAAGUUGGAAUAUGUUCAGCGGUCUGAAGAAGGGUCCCGACCCGAAGUGUCACCCAUUCCUUCUCUCCAGAGUUGCUGCCUGUCCUACUGAGUUACUCCAGCUUUUUGUGUCUGUCUUUGGAAUAUAUACCAUCUACUUAUUUUUUCUUGAUCAGAAAAAUAUAAAACAUAUUUAAAUUAUUAUGUCAAAAAUAAUUUGUAGUAACUUGUGCAACAUUUAACAUCGUGGUUGCAAUGUUAUUUAUGCUUCUGCAAACAAAAUAAUUGGCCUUCCACAUUUAACAUGGUGGUAGCUUCUUUGCUUUAAGUGUUCCCUGUGUAUUUGGGGAACUUGCUUCUCUUUUUAGAGUUAAAUUAAAAAACAGGAAAUAAUUGUAUAAAAUGGAGAGGGAUAUCAGGAAAAUAAAAUCUCUAAAAAAUGGUUUAAAUCUCUUUAGAAAAUUAUGUUUAAAGGUCCCGACCCGAAACGUCGCCUAUCCUUUUCCUCCAGAGCUGCUGCCUCACCUGCUGAGUUACUCCAGCACUUUGUGUUUGUCUUUUGUUUAAUAGUUUGUUGAAUGUAUAGUCAGCCAUUUUGCUGACUAUAACCUAAUGGAUAUUGUUAGAAUAUUGCAAAACAACAUAAUAUUACAGGCACCAUCAAAGCCUCCCUUCUUGACAAUGACUCAUUACGAUAUCAGUGGGCCAAAGUUGGGGGUUUUUAUUGCUUUCGGUUUCUCUGGCAAUGCAGGAAUUAUGAACAACGCAUGUUUGAUUGGAGUGCUACUGAAAAACUGGUGUAGACAUGCUGAUUAUUUCCUUCAUCUGGAAUCCAUGUUCACAUAUAUAUAUUUGCUGCAGUGUUUUUGUGUAACUCGAGUUGAAACCUUACUUUGCUAUCAAAUCGUUCAUUUCAGUAGACAAUAGGUGCAGGAGGAGGCCAUUCGGCCCUUCGAGCCAGCACCGCCAUUCAAUGUGAUCAUGUCUGAUCAUCCCUAAUCAGUACCCCGUUCCUGCCUUCUCCCCAUAUCCCCUGACUCCGCUAUCUUUAAGAGCCCUAUCUAGCUUUGACAGAAUCUCCUACCAGCGGGUAUAUGUACCAAUAGUGGGUUUGUAGAAUUGAUUCAUAACUAUGCCUGUUUAUGUUACCUCAGCAAAAGGCUGCCUCUCCAUUCUGCUAUCAAAUACAUGAUAAAUGUUAUUUAUUGUUGAUUGCCAAAUAAAUUGCUUGGUGCAGCACACUUACGUUCAGGCUAACAUUUCAUCAUUGCUACAGGUUAUGUCUGUGGUUGAUGCAAAAUGGUUAGAAUAGAUGAGGAAGACACUUUGCCCAACUAAGCUCACUCAUCUAGGUCAAAACCACAAUUGUUACUUCAGCAUCCAGUGUCUCAGAGAUAUUGUUGGUAAAAGACCAUAUCACACAAUCAACAGUGUUUAUCGUCAUGUGUACAAACCUCAGAACAAUUCUUACCUGCAGCAGCUCAAAAAUGUCAAUAAAUGAAUAACUGUAAUACCAGUGCAAAACAGAAACACAGUGCAACCAAAGACCCAAUCCAUAGUUGCUGUGGUUAGUGUUGUGCUGUAUAAGAGAGCCUGAGGGUCUCAGAAAGGAAGUUAUUCUUGAACCUGGUGGUCACGUUUUUCGGGCCUCUGCACCUUGUUCCCUGGCGGCAUGAGUGUGUGUUUUUUGAUAUUGGUGCCUUUUGGAAGCAGUGCCUCCGAUAGAUCAUUUCAAUGGUGGGGAGGUUAGUACUUGUGAUGGGCCACUCUGUCAGUUUAAUGCAGGGAAACACUGCUAAAUCAUACUAAAUUUCCCUGUUGUCAGUCGAUCCUAUCCUUUUUUUUCCCUCUUGCUUUUAAGAUGUCUUUCAACAUAGUUGUGUUUUUUCUCUCUUCCAUGCCUUAUCCUGACUGAUUCAAACUGUAGCAUUGCUUCUGAUCCAUUCCUUUGCAAAGCCACAAAAAUAAUUCCUUCAAUUGGUAUGUAUAGGUGGCUCAAACAAAACUCUUAACCUUGCUCACUUUGAGGAGAAGAUGCUGAGACGAUGGCCAUUUGCUUUGAUGAUAUCUGACGAUUUCUUGGCUGACUUUUGCAACUUGUCACUUCAAAUGAUUUUCUCACUAAGAUUAGAAACACUAACAAACCCAUCACACUCCUGCUCAAAGUUUGAAGUGAAGUUUGCACAUUCAAGCAUGGCAGUACUGAUUCAAAUUAAAUGUUUUAUUUUCUUACUAAUGUUUAGUUUUGGUUUAAUUUGCUGUUUUCACUUUUGCCACGAAAGAAUACCCCCAAAAUGCAUUCCCAUUGAGUUAUUUAGGAUUUACCAUGUUAAAUCAAGAUGUGGCUGAAAUGGAUCACUAAAUGCAGUAAAAUGAAGACAAGAGUGGUUAAUUGUCAUGUGUCCCACGCAGAACAAUAACAAUUCUUACUUGCAGCAAUGGCUUGAACUUGAGUUAACCAUUUCUAUUCUUAAAAUGACUUUAAGGAAAUGUCUAUUUUAUGUGUUGCUUAAUGACUAUAGUUACUAUUGAGCUUAUUUAUUGACAAACUAUAUUGACCAUUGUCAAGGUGGAGAAAAGGUAGAUUGGUGAAGAAAAAAUGUUUUUACUUAAUUUGCAAAUAAUUGAUAUUUUGAAAUGUGGAUUUUAAGGCAAUCUGCCAUUACUAUCAUGAUUUUGUUUAACAUUGGAAAGCCAUCAUCUGUUUCUGAAAGUGGAUUGUACAAUGCAUAAAUAUGGGUAAUCAAUCAAAUGCUUCAUGUUCAUAAGUUCUCGGGGCAGAAUUAGGCCAUUCGGCCCAUCGAGUCCACACCGUCAUUCCAUCAUGGCUGAUCUAUCUCUCUUUCCCAAUCCCAUUCUCCUGCAUUCUCCCCAUAACCCCGGACACCCUUACUAAUCAAUUUGUAUAAUGUUUAGCAAACAAACGUGUGGGAUUUGAUUUGAAAGUCCAAGCUGAGCAUUAUCCCAAGCGCCCUUUGAUCUUUGGACACUUGCUCUCCAAGAUGUGCGCAGUGUCAUUUUCUUUCUUAAAAUUCACAAUCUUGCACUUACCCAUAUCAAAACCAAUUUGCUAUUUAAACACCAACGGUGCAGAUUUUAAUAAUUUUAUUAUUUGUUCCCAUUGUUCUAUUUUAUACACAACUUCUCCCCCUGAAGAAGGGCCUCCACCCAAAACGUCACCUAUUCCUUUUAUCCAGAGAUGCUGCCUGACCCGUUGAGUUAGUGUCUACCUGCUCCCCCUACACCCCAGAUUUAAUGAUGUCUUCAUAAGAUGUGGUUAAUCAGUUCUCCAUUGUAACCAGGGCGAAAGCUAUUUUAGCUUCCUCAGCCGCAUUAUAUUCUUUCCACAUAUCUGCAGAAGAAAACUUUAUCAUCUUAUUGCCUUGUAUUAAAGUGUAGAGUAAUGAAAAAUAUACACCUUUUUUUCCAAAAGAUUAAUAUUAAAGUUUCGAGAUUUGUUUUUAUUUUUUAAAACGUUGAUAUGCUAUUGACCAGAUUUAAUGUGCACUUUUGUGAAUUGCAUAUAUAUAAAUCACAAUAAACGCCCAAGUGUUGACUUUG